AAGAAGUAGAAGAAGAAGAAAAAGAAGAAGAAGUAGAGGGAGUGGGGUGUUCUGGGCGGACAAGAAGACCGCUGCACCGCAAGAAGUGACUUCAAACACCGCGCAACAUUCGCUGAAAGUCCGACCGCUUCUUCGUCUCUCUUCGUCAUGCGUCCCGGCUGCUGCUUCUGCUGCUGGUGAGAGGACAAAUCACCUUGCAGCUGGGGAUUUUCUGGCAGAGCUUUGUACCCGACCGGAGCAGUGAGCAGGCGGCGAAACAGGAGGUGGAUACUUCUCCAGGUUUCGGGACUGCGCCGCAUUCCAGCCCGGAGCGCAGCGCUCAGGAGUCGGACCCGGUGCGCUCAGUCUCUCCGCUCCGCGCCUCUUACAGAUUCCUGGAUCUUUCCUGGUUGUUUUCUUGUACAUCAAUAAUGCACAGUGAGAACUGCCUUCCUUUGAGCUAGAGAGAUAAACACAAACACAUCCCGCGUUUCCCCCCUGGCUGGAUUUGGAUUUAAUGCCCUUUUUGGCUGCGACCAUGGGUGGGUGGUGGAUAUUUGUUGGCGCUCUGGCUGGGAUCCUCACUGUCCCCUGUGGGAUACAUGGAGCUUGUAUCUACGAGGGAUCGCUGUAUGCGAACAACACAUCAUGGAGACCGCGGUCGUGUCAGGAGUGUACCUGCUACAGCGACGUGGCCAUCUGCAGGCCCACCCGCUGCCCCAACCCACAGUGUGACUUCCAGAGGGGCGAGCGUUUGAGGAUCCCUGCCAACAAGUGCUGUCCGGAGUGCAUCUCCUCGUCCCAGGGCUCCUGCCAGUACGAAGGAGUCAUUUAUGGACAUGACAGCCAGUGGAGUCCUUCACCCUGUUCAGUGUGUGUUUGCUCCAGAGGGAGUGUAUCCUGCAACACUCGCCCCUGCUCCCCUCUCAGCUGCCCUGGGGACCAGAGCCCUUUCAUACCAGCUGGAGAGUGCUGCCCAAAGUGUGGCCGCAAUGGAGAGUCUUGCUCCUGGCAGGGGACUGUGUACAGAGAUGGUGAAGAGUGGAAGCCCAGCCUCUGUUCCAGAUGUGCCUGCAGCAAUGGGGAAGUCCAGUGUUCAGUUGCAGAGUGUCAGCAAGUGGCCUGCAAACCGCAUGAGAACUUGGUGAUCCAGCCAGGCCAGUGCUGUCCUCAGUGUGUGUCCAACCCCUGUCUGUCUGCUGGUAAACAGUACCAGCAUGGCGAGCAGUGGCAGAAGAACGCCUGCACCACAUGUGUGUGUGACCAGGGUCAGUCUAAAUGCCACACACACACCUGUCGGCCAGUCACCUGUGACAAGGGUCUGACCAAAGUGAAGCGUGCUGGUCAGUGCUGUGAUGAAUGUGCCGCUGCCAAGGGAAGCUGCCUGUACGAGGGCGCUGUGCGUUACCAUGAAGACAUGUGGAACGGCACGGGCUGUGAGUUCUGUACCUGCAACCGGGGUCAGGUUCUCUGCCAGAGGGCAGAGUGUGGUCGUGUUGAAUGCCCGCAGGGUUCAGACCUCAUUCACCUGCCGGGGAAGUGCUGCCCAGAGUGUUCCACUGUGAAACCUUCCUGUUUGAACGAGGGGAAAUCCUACAAGGACCUGUCUCGAUGGACUGAUAGCGGUUGCCGGGAGUGUGAGUGCCGUGAUGCCCAGGUGACUUGUUAUCUGCGCUCCUGCCCCACCUGCCCGCCGGGCACCCUGGUCAUCACCCAGGAGGGUCGAUGCUGCCCCGAGUGUCGCCAAGUCCAGUGCCAUGCAGACUGCCUGUCAUGUCUGGGGACCCCUGACCAAUGUGAGAGCUGCAGGGACCCAAAGGCCUUCCUCCAUCUUGGCCGCUGUCUGUCCGUCUGUCCAGCUGGCUACUACGCCGAAGGACGAGUAUGUGCAGCCUGCCAGUCAUCCUGUGCCACCUGUUCCAGCAGGUGGGACUGCCAGUCCUGUGGCUCCCAGCUGCCCCUGCUGAGUGCUGAUAGUGGCCAGUGCCUGGCUUCCUGUCCUCCUGGUUCCUACCAGCACGACCACACACACUGUCGCAGCUGCCAUGAGUCAUGCUCAGAGUGCCGUGGGCCGGGCCAGCAGGAGUGUGUGUCAUGUUCGGACCCAGCUGCCUUGCUCAAAGAGGGGGAAUGUGUUCCUGACUGUGGCGCUGGUUUCUACGGUCAAGAAGGCAUCUGCUAUGCCUGUGAUUCGUCCUGCGCCUCCUGUUUCCCCGACAACCCCAAGUGCAUGAGCUGUCUGCCGGGGACCGCCUUGCAUCAUGGGAAAUGUAUUUCCCAGUGUCCAAUUCAGCAUUACCUGGACAACCACAGCAGAUGCAGAGGCUGUCACAGUUCCUGCGCUGCCUGUUGGGGUCCCUCUGUAUCCCAGUGUACCUUGUGUCCAGGUGGGCUCCUUCUCCACCAAGGCCAGUGUGUGGAGGCCUGUGGGGAGGGACUCUACUCCCAGGACAACACCUGCCACAAUUGUCAUCCCUCCUGUCGUUCCUGUGUGGGACCCUUGGCCUCAGACUGCCUCCGCUGUCUCAAACCAGAGGAAGCCCUCCUGCUGCAGUCCAGUCACCUCCAACACGGCGUCUGCACAGCUGGAUGUCCUGCACACAGCUUCCUGGAUUACAUGCAGACAUGCAGAGAGUGUCACCCCUCCUGCUGGCUCUGUACUGGGCCAUCUGCAGACAACUGUACAUCCUGUCCCUCCCUGUCCAGCCUGCACGAGGGCCGCUGUGUCCCCAGCUGCCCGCAAAGCUUCUUCAUCCAGGACAACCAGUGCCAAGCAUGCCACCCAUCCUGCCAGUCUUGCUCCGGGCCCUCACAGGCUGACUGCACCUCCUGCCCCCCGCUGGCCUCCCUACAGAGUGGCUACUGCAGGAUAAGCUGCCAAGAGGGGCAAUUCCUCAACGCUGUCACUGGAGAGUGCCUCAAGUGCAGUUCAGACUGUCAGCGCUGCACGGCUGACCUCCAGACGGGCAUCGGUAGUGUCUGUCUGUGGUGUAAAGCGCAGAGGAGCUGGCUGCUGGGCGAUCACUGCGUCUCCCACUGUCCCCGGGGCCACUACGGCUGGCAUGGAGCCUGCAUCAGAUGCCAUCCGUCAUGUGAUGCCUGCAGUGGGGCGGGGCCUCUCUCUUGUACUUCCUGUCCCGCAACCAGCGUUCUGUUGCCCUCGGGUCUCUGCGCUCCCAAAUGUACCCUUGGUUACUAUGACAACGGUCACAGGAUCUGUCAGGCGUGUGACAGCCAAUGCCUAACGUGCGACAUGGCCGAGGUUUGUACAUCCUGCCGUGACCCAGCCAAGGUGCUGCUGUUCGGAGAAUGCCAAUACGACAGCUGCGCCCAUCAGUACUACCUCAACACCACAACCCGGGCCUGCAGAGAGUGUGACUGGAGCUGUAACGCCUGUAAAGGCCCUCUGCGGACAGACUGCCUGCUGUGCAUGGAGGGAUAUGUGUUGCAGGAUGGAGUGUGCACCCAGGGGUGCUCCCCUGGCUCUUAUCAGGAUGGAGACAAAUGCCUCGGCUGUGAUGAUCACUGUGUGGAGUGUCGGGGUCCCGGAGAGUGCCAGCAAUGCCAGCCUCCUUACGCCACCCUGCAGGGUCAGUGUGUGCUAGAAUGUGGCAGAAACUACUUCCUGGACGCCUCCUCCCAAGUCUGCAAACCUUGCUCAUCCGACUGUGUGCUGUGUGACGCGGUCGGACUCUGCAAAGCUUGUCGUGACCAAACCUACCUCAUGGAAGGAUACUGCACACCCGACUGUGGACAUGGAUACUACGCUGACCAGAAGACCAGGACCUGCCACGUGAACACCCACCCCCCUGCCCUCCAGGUCAACGGUUCCCUGCUGGUUCCCCUCGGCGGUUUUGUCCUGCUGCCCCCCUCCCUGCUGCAGGUGAAGGACCCUGAUAGUCCAUCUGAGCGGCUGAUCUUCCAGCUCGGUCAGGGCCCGAGUAAUGGGCGGCUGGUCCUGUUCAGAGGGGAGGAAGGAGAAGGGAAGGGAGACCGAGGGAAGUCAGGUCGAGAACUGACCAGGAAGGACACCUUCACCUGGGCAGAGCUGAGAAGUGGCAGGGUCCGGUUCAGACACCAAAAAGACAAAGCCAGGACUGGUGAGUUCACCUUGCGUGUCGCUGACCCCCAGCUGUUUUCUCAACCAGAAACCAUUCAAAUUCAAGCCGUGUCAAUGCAGCCUCCGAGGGUCGUGACUCUAGCUCCUUUACCCGUGGAGGGCCGUGGCACCCUGGCAACUAUCACUAAGUCGGUCCUGCAGGUCGACGACCCCGACAACCCAGCCGAUGUCCUGGUCAUGGUCCUUGAACAACCCCGCCAUGGCCGGCUGACCCAGCUCCACGGCGACCGGGCGCUCAGCCGAUUCAAGCUGGAGGAGCUGUCACGGGAACAGAUCCAGUACAUCCAUGACGGCUCGGAGGGGACGGAGGACAGAGUGGUGCUGCAGGUCAACGACGGCCACAGCUACAAGAAUAUUCUCCUCCAAGUCCACAUCAAUCAGAAGGCUGCUGACUCUCCCCACGUGAUUUCAGUGCCGAUGACCUGGGUAAAGGAAGGAGGCAUGGUGCGACUGGAUAAAAAAUACCUGCAGGCGGACUACAAGGGAGUCAGCACUGAUGACAUCGUCUACACCAUCUAUGGCUCAGAUGGACAGCCUAAAUAUGGUGAGGUGGUGCUGGUGUCCAUGCCAGCUGACGGCCCGGCAGAAGGCUGGCGGCCCUCGCUAACCGACGACCAAGGCUUCACACCCACGACUUCCUUCACUCAGCAGGACGUCAACGACGGCACCGUCUGGUACCGCCACUUUGGCAGAGGGACCAACAGUGACUCCUUCCAGUUCCAGGUUUCCACAGAGACAGCGCCAGUCAUACAGAGUGAUGCCCAGACCUUCACCAUAGGAGUCCUGCCUCAGAUCCCAGGAUUCCCCCAGCUGGCCCCCGACUGUGACCUACAGAUCACGGCUCUGGAGGAUCGGGUGACAGAGAUAACUCCUUCAGCUCUGUCCUUCCUCGACUCUGAGACUCCCAGCGAGAAGCUCAUCUACAACAUCACCAAACCCCUACCGCAAGGACAAGGUGCGAUCGAGCAUCGGGACAGACCGUACACACCGGUGAAACAUUUCACUCAGGCCGACGUCAAUAAUGGCAAGAUCAUCUACAGACCACCACAGGCCCCUUCACAUCUCCAGGAGCUCUACCAGUACUCCUUUAUCGGCCUGCCGGAGUCGCUGAGCGUCUAUUUCACAGUGUCUGAUGGUGAACACACCACUCCUGAGUUGGACUUUGCCGUCCUGCUGCUGUCGAACCAUCAGCAGCCGCCGGUGUUUCAGGUUCUUGACCCGCUGCUGGAGGUCAGCGUGGGAGGACAGGCUGCCAUAGGCGGUCAGCAGCUGGCGGUGAGCGACGCUGACACGGCUCCAGAUGAGCUGGAGUUUGAGCUGGUGGAGGCCCCCAUCCACGGGGAGCUGAUUAAGACCGACGGCAGCACACACACCGUCAUGACCAACGGUGACACCUUCACCUUCAGCGACGUCACACGCAAUGUUCUGCUCUACCGACACACCGGCCUCUCCACCCUGGACGACGCCAUUACCUUCUCAGUUAGCGACGGCAUCUCCAUGGCAACCACAGCAGUGCAGGUGGUGGUGCUGGGCGCAGGGGACGACGGGCCGCAACGGGACCCGGCAGCCACACUGUCACUGGAAGUGGCUGAGAAAAGCAGCACUGUGAUCAUGCGCUCACAUCUGGCUUAUACUGACAACGCGUCCCCAGAUGACCAGAUUCAGAUCCAGUUGGUGUCAGUGCCAAUGUACGGCAUCCUGACCAGGAGCCAGUCCCAGCAGGAGCACCAGGAGCUAAGGGAGUACUCCUCCUUCACCAUGGAGGACAUCAGCAAGCACAGAAUCAGAUACAUCACUUCCUUAGAGACUGGCAGCCAGCCGGUCACCGACAUCUUCCACUUUGUUGUUUAUGACGGAGACAACAAUCGUCUUGACAACCAGAUGUGCACUAUCACCAUUACCUCCACGCCCAGACAGCCACCGGUGGUCACAGUCCACAGCGGCAUCAAGGUCCAGGAAGGCGGCCGAGUGCAGCUGUCUACCAAUCACAUCGUAGUGUCGGACCUGGACACACCCAGGAAGGACCUGCUGAUUUGGCUCGUCAGCCCUCCGAAGUACGGCUUUAUCGAAAAUACAGAGAGAGAAGGCUCAGUUGGUGGCUCAUGGGUCGUCACCCCUGAUGUGCCUUUCUCAGUGGAGGACCUGUCGUCGGACCACAUCUUCUACGUCCAGGACAGCCAGCACAAAGCUCAGGCCAAACAGGACGUCUUCAGCUUCUACAUCAGCGAUGGACACAGCCAGACAGAGGCUUUCAAUGUAGAAAUUGACAUCCAGCAGAGUAAAGAGGACAGAGAGCCUGCGGUGUCUGUCAGCAGCAUCCAUGUGGAGGAAAACUCUGGAGUCGUCAUCACCAACUCGUCUCUCAGCGUCCACGACCAGGACACACCAGAGAAUGAGAUCCUCUUCACCAUCAUCAGGAAGCCUUCCUACGGCAAACUCCGCAGACGGCAGUUCUACUCUCAGCCGCUGGAGAACGGCCGUGUCCUCACACAGGGCUCUACCUUCACCUACCAGGACGUCCUGGACCAGUUACUGGUCUACACACCUGAAACCGUCAGCGGGGGUGCCGAUGAAAUGGGCUUCACCCUCACCGAUGGCAUCUAUAAGCACACGGGCCGCCUCGAGUUCACCAUGGACGUCAGGAGGAGCGAAGGACCCAGAAUGACCGUCAACAGAGGCCUGCAGCUCCCGGCAGGAUCUUCGUCUAAGAUCACAGAGCAGAAUCUGAAGGGUACAGACAUCGACUCAGACAGCCUGAAGCUCAGGUAUGUCCUCACCAAAGACCCUCCAGCCGGCAAACUCCAGCUCAGCAAGAGCGGACGCGUGGAGAAAAUUUCUGUUAAAGGUCCCGUUCACAGCUUCACUCAGGAAGACGUCAACAAAGGACUGCUGCAGUACAGCCAUGAGAAAGGGGAGAAGGGAGGCAGCCUGUCUUUCAAGUUCAACCUGGUCGAUCCAGAGGGCAACAAACUGAUCGACCAGUCCUUCUUCAUCAGUGUGCUCGAGGACCGUCUUCCUCCGUCUGUGGUGGUGAACAAAGGCCUGGUGCUGGAUGAAAACUCAAUGAAAAAGCUGACCACGCUGCAGCUGUCGGCCAGCGACCAGGACAGCGAACCGGGCGAGCUUAUCUACCGCAUCACCAAACAGACGAGUCUGGGUCACCUGGAGCACGCUGCCAACCCAGGCACCAGAAUCAGCAUGUUCACCCAGGCCGAUCUGGCGUCACGCAGCAUCCAGUACGUCCACACCAGUGAAGAAGAGAAGCAUGCCGACCACUUCUCCUUCACCGUGUCGGACGGGACAAAUGAGGUUGCCCAGACGUUCUAUAUUACCAUUAAGCCAGUGGACGACUCCCUGCCGCUUCUCCUUAUUCCUGGCAUGAGGGUCCAGGAAGGAGUGAGGAAGACCAUCACCGAAUUUGAGCUGAAAGCCACUGAUGCAGACACUGAGGCGGAGUCCAUUGUCUUCACUGUUGUCCAGGCUCCUCGUCACGGCACCAUAGAGCGCACGAGCAACGGCCAACACUACCGGCAGACCAGCAGUUUCACCAUGGACGACAUCUACCAGAACCGCAUCAGCUACAACCAUGACGGCUCCAACUCGCUCAAAGACCGCUUCACCUUCACUGUGGCCGAUGGCACCAACCUGCUCUUCAUGGUGGAGGAGGGUGGCAAGGAGAUAGUGACUGCUGCUCCACAGAAGUUCAAGAUCGAUAUUCUGCCAGUUGACGAUGGCACGCCACGUAUCGUCACCAACCUGGGACUGCAGUGGCUGGAGUACAUGGAAAACAAGGCCACCAACCUGAUCACCAAGAAGGAGCUGCUGACCAUGGAUCCAGAUACAGAUGACGUACAGCUGGUUUACGAAAUCACCACAGAGCCAAAGCAUGGUUUCCUGGAGAGCAAGCUGAAACCUGGAAACCCCAUCCCCACCUUCACACAAGCUGAUAUCAACCUGGGUCUGAUCCGCUAUGUGCUGCAUCAGGAGAACGUUCAGGAAACCAUGGACAACUUCAAGUUCCUGGUCAAAGACAGCAAACCAAAUGUGGUCAGCGACAACGUCUUUCACAUCCAGUGGUCACUCAUCAGCUUUGAGCACAAAAGCUACAAUGUGAGUGAGAAGGCCGGCACGGUGGCGGUGACGGUGAAGCGAACAGGUAACCUCAACCAGUACGCCAUCGUGCUCUGCCGCACCGAGCAGGGCAGCGCCACCUCCACCAGCAGCGUCGGAUCCCAUCCAGGCCAACAGGACUAUGUGGAAUAUGCUGGACAGGUACAGUUUGAUGAGCGCGAGGACACCAAGGUGUGCACCAUAGUGAUUAAUGAUGACAAGGUGUUUGAGGGAACUGAGAGCUUCCACGUGGAGCUGAGCAUGCCUGUGUAUGCACUGCUGGGCGGAAACACGCGCGCCAUCGUCAACAUCAACGACACAGAGGACGAACCAACUCUGCAGUUUGAUAAGAAGACCUACCACGUCAACGAGAGCACUGGCUUCAUCCACGCACCCAUCGAGAGAAAAGGUGACACCUCCAGCACCGUGUCUGCUCUCUGCUACACCGUGGGCAAGUCAGCUCAGGGCAGCAGCCUCCACGCUCUGGAGUCCGGCUCCGACUACAAGAGCCGCGGCAUGACCGACGACAACCGCGUCAUCUUCGGCCCCGGCGUCAGCAUGUCCACCUGUGACGUUAAGCUCAUCGACGACAGCGAGUACGAGCUGUCUGAGGAGUUCGAGCUGGUGCUGUCAGACGCCUCGGAUAACGCCCGCAUGGGGGACGUGACGUUGGCAAAGGUCGUCAUCGAUGGACCCAACGAUGCAUCAACUGUUUCUCUUGGAAACGCCACCUUUACUUUCAGUGAAGAUGCCGGCACAAUUGAAAUACCAGUGCUGCGCCAUGGCAGUGACCUGUCCUCUGUGACCUCUGUGUGGUGUGCCACCCGACCUUCAGACCCCCCCUCAGCCAGCCCGGGGGUCGACUACAUCCCCAGCUCCAAGAAGGUGGAGUUCAAACCUGGAAAAACUGAAGAGACCUGCAGUUUGACCAUCAUGGACGACAUCCAGAACCCAUCCAUUGAAGGAUCUGAGUCUUUUGUGGUGUUCCUCAGUUCUCCUCAGGGUGCUGUCCUCCAAGAGCCCUACGAAGCGAACGUCGUCAUCACUGACACCUUCCAGGACAUUCCCAGCAUGCAGUUUGAGAAGAGUGCCUACACUGUGAAGGAGAAAGACAGUGUCCUCCACAUCCCCAUCAUUCGUACAGGUGACCUUUCCUUCAAGUCAUCAGUGCGGUGUUUCACUCGGACCAUGUCAGCCAUGGUGAUGGACGACUUUGAGGAGAGAAGGAACGCUGACGAGUCACGCAUCACUUUCCUCAAAGGAGAGAAGGUAAAAAACUGCACAGUUCACAUCAAUGAUGACUCUGUUUUUGAGCCCGAAGAGGAGUUCCAGGUGCAUCUUGGGACACCGCUGGGUGACCACUGGAGUGGCGCCAUGGUGGGCGUUAGCGACAUUGUCACCAUCACCAUCACCAACGAUGAAGAUGCUCCCACCAUUGAGUUUGAGCAGGCAUCCUACCAGGUCAGAGAGCCUCCUGGUCCAGAUGGCAUCGAGGUGCUCAACAUCAAGGUGAUCCGUCGGGGGGAUCUGGACCGGACCUCCAAGAUCCGCUGCAGCACCCGAGACGGAUCGGCCCAGUCUGGAGUCGACUACAAUCCCAAGAGCCGAGUGCUUAAAUUCACCCCUGGGAUGGACCAUAUCCUGUUCAAAGUGGAGAUUCUGUCCAAUGAGGACAGGGAGUGGCACGAGUCCUUCUCAUUGGUCCUUGGCCCUGACGACCCUGUGGAGGCGGUGCUCGGGGAGAUCACUAUGGCAACAGUGACCAUUCUGGACCAGGAGGCUUCAGGCAGCCUCAUCCUUCCUGCCACGCCUAUUGUGGUCUCUCUUGCUGACUAUGAUCAUGUCCAGGAGGUGACCAAGGAAGGCAGUAAGAAGACGCCCUCUCCAGGUUACCCUCUGGUGUGCGUCACCCCCUGUGACCCUCACUACCCCAAAUACUCUGUCAUGAAGGAGCGCUGUGAGGAGGCGGGCAUCAACCAGACCCAAGUUCACUUCUCCUGGGAAGUGGCGGCGCCCACCGACACCAGCGGUGCCCGGUCCCCCUUCGAAACAGUCACAGACACCACCCCAUAUACCGGCGUCAACCAUAUGGUCCUAGACAGUAUUUAUUUCAGCCGUCGCUUCCACGUUCGCUGCGUUGCUCAGGCCAGGGAUAAGGCGGGUCACCUUGGAACGCCACUGAGGAGCAACAUCGCCACCAUCGGCACAGAGGGCUCCAUCUGCCACACGCCUGUUACCACGGGAACCGCCAGAGGCUUCCAGGCUCAGUCCUUCAUCGCCACGCUCAAAUACCUGGACGUCAAGCACAAGGAGCACCCUAACCGUAUCCAUAUCUCAGUGCAGAUCCCCCAUCAGGACGGCAUGCUCCCCCUGGUGUCCACUAUGCCGCUGCACAACCUGCACUUCCUGCUGUCAGAGUCCAUCUACAGGCAGCAGCACGUCUGCUCCAACCUUGUUACCCUCAAAGACCUGCAGGGUCUCUCCGAGACAGGUUUCCUGGAUGAUGUGUCCUAUGACAGCAUCUCUCUGGGGCCGGGUUAUGACCGCCCCUACCAGUUCAACCCCAACGUCCGGGAGGCCAAGAGCAUCCAGCUCUACAAGCACCUCAACCUCAAGAGCUGCAUCUGGACCUUUGACGCUUACUACGACAUGACUGAGCUCAUCGAUGUCUGCGGGGGCUCCGUCACCGCCGAUUUCCAGGUUCGGGACUCGGCUCAGUCCUUCCUGACGGUGCAGGUUCCUCUCUACGUGUCCUACAUCUACGUGACGGCACCGAGGGGCUGGGCCUCCCUGGAGCAUCACACCGAGAUGGAGUUCUCUUUCUUCUACGACACCGUGCUCUGGAGGACAGGUAUCCAGACUGACAGCGUCCUCUCAGCCAGACUGCAGAUCAUCAGGAUCUACAUCAGAGAAGACGGACGACUGGUGAUUGAGUUCAAAACCCACGCCAAAUUCAGAGGUCAGUUUGUCCUCGAACACCACACUCUGCCGGGCCACAAGUCCCACCUGAUGGCACCUGACCACCUUGGAGGCAUCGAGUUUGACAUACAGCUGCUGUGGAGCGCUCAAACCUUUGACUCACCGUACCAGCUGUGGAGGGCCACCAGCUCCUACAGCAGGAAGGACUAUUCUGGAGAGUACACCGUCUUCUUGAUCCCCUGCACUGUCCAGCCCACUCAGCCCUGGAUCGACCCCGGUGACAAACCUCUGUCCUGUACGGCUCACGCUCCAGAGAAGUUUCUGGUGCCGAUCGCCUUCCAGCAGACAAACCGGCCUGUUCCUGUGGUUUACUCCCUCAACACGGAGUUCCAGCUGUGUAACAAUGAGAAGGUGUUCAUGAUGGACCCGGCCACCGCUGAGGUCUCUAUGGCUGAGAUGGACUACAAGGGAGCGUUCUCCAUGGGUCAGACUCUGUACGGCAGGGUGUUGUGGAACCCUGAGCAGAACCUGAACGCAGCCUACAAACUGCAGCUGGAGAAGGUUUACCUCUGCACCGGUAGGGAUGGAUACGUUCCCUUCUUUGACCCCACGGGAACGCUGUACAACGAGGGGCCGCAGUACGGCUGCAUCCAGCCUAACAAGCACCUCAAACAUCGCUUCCUACUGCUGGAUCGUAAACAGCCAGACGUUUGUGACAAAUUUUUCCACGAUGUUCCCUUUGAGGCUCACUUAGCCUCAGACAUCCCAGAGCUGCAGUCCAUGACAGCCAUGCCGGGCGUGGACGGCUUUACAAUGAAGGUUGAUGCUCUCUACAAGGUGGAGGCGGGGCACCAAUGGUACCUGCAGGUGAUUUAUGUGAUCAGCCCGGAGUCGCGGUCCAGCCCCAGGAUUCAGCGCUCGGUGACUUAUGAGCUGAGCCGCUCCAAGCGCGACCUGGUGGACCGCAGCGGCCGUCUGACACUGGACGAGUCGCUGAUCUACGACAACGAGGGCGACCAGGUAAAGAACGGCACCAACAUGAAGUCGCUCCGCCUGGAGGCCGGGCCCUCCGCAACCUUCAACGCCCACAUGGGCACCUCGGUGGGCGGGGGCGUGGCCGCCCUCACCCUGCUGGUCCUGGUCCUGCUAGCCUCCUGCUUCCUGCUCCGCCGCUGCCGACGGUCGAACAAGAAGAAGAGCAAGAAGGCUCAGAAAGUGUAUGAGGAGUAUCCGCUCAACACCAAGGUGGAGGUGUGCAUGGACAAGUGUGUGGAGAAGAACUUCAGCACCAAACACUGCACAGUGAGGAACAUCAACAUCCUCAACCGCAACCAGGAGCCCAACGGCAAGGCCAAGGUCAAACAGGUCAACCUGGAGGUCAAACUCCACAACAACCUCAACGACGGCACUGAGGUCUGAAACACUGACGAGGAACAGGAGGAAGGGCAGAGGAGGAGUAGGAAGUAAAAUUAUAAAAAGGUAUUUUCUAAAAGAAAGUUUGUACUUAAGGAACGAGAUGUUUGUUAAUGUAUUUUUAUACCACUUUAAAAAAGGGAAGAGUGUGACGUGCAGACAGCUACGCAGCGUUUUAAUCAUUUCACAACUGGGCUACCUCAGGAAUCCAUAAACCACUCAGCUGCGUGAAACAGCCAAAACAUCUGCAUCUGAAACUGUUGCUAAUUUCAUCACUGUCUUACUUGACAUUUACGUCCUUUUUAGCACCAAAAUGGUGACUGGUAGCUCAGACACUGGUGAUUGUUUCGACAAAAACACUUCUCUGCUGCAUUGAGUCAUUUCACUGCUAAUAAAUGUUACUCUGUAGAGUAGUAGUCAGUGUAGAAGUCCUCCUUUUCUGCAUUUAUCAUUAUAGUUCACUGUUUCUGCCGAAAAAUUAACUCUUAAAAACUCUGAUUAAACACAACAAAGGCUAAUUUUCCUGUGGAGCGACUUCUACAUCAGCUACAGCUGCUUCUGACUGCUGUGAAAGUAUUAAGCACAUACAGUGUGCCGUUAUCGUCCGAGGCUGAAUGAGUGCAGAGUGUAAAUAAUAACAAAAAUGAAUGAUACCUAUUCAAGUGCAAUUAUGCCAUAACUUUAGUUAAUCCUUCCCUCAUGAGCAGGAACCUUAUUUGCAUUAAAAAAAAUUGUAUUUCAAGCCUUACUUUGAGACAUUUGUACUGUCACGUUGAACAGAUCGUUCUUCUUGUUUCAACACAAAUUCUCAUUUGUUUUGUUUGUACUGUAUUCUGAUAGCUGCCAAUAUUAAGUGCCAUGCAGUAUUUUUCCUCACAAAUCAUCCAAAGUGUUUUCUUUUUCUUUUCCAAGAGUGAGAAAGUGGACAUUUCCAUGUGAUUGUAAAUCAGACGCCGACAUUUGGGCAACAACAAAGCUUUCGAUCUCAUCCACAUGACAUGCUUUAGCCUUACUACUGUUCUAAUGAAAAUAAUCACUUUUUAAAAUGAUGUAUUUUAUAAAAGAUGUGUGUCUACCUGCCUUCGUUCCGCCCAGACACAAAAUCCCUCACUUAAUUUUUAUUUGCUCACAUCUCACUAAAAUGUUUUUUUUUUUUUCAUUUAUGUAUUAUUAUGUUACCCUUUUAUGAUGUAUUAUGUUACACUCAGCUACUGAUGUAAAAGUUACUGUAAUUUUUUUUUAAGUGUAUGACACUGGUUGGAGAGCACUGCAAAAGAAAAAACUUGUUUCUCAUGUGAGAUGUUGACGUGUGUUUCUCUCUCUGAUCCACCCCCUGUUUUCUUUCAACUGUGUGCCUAUCAAAACAACACGGGAACAGGAAAUCAUGGGAAAUAACGAUAUAUUUUUGGUGCUAUCAUUUUGUGGAAAAUAACUACGAUGCUAUCAACAUGAUGCCUGUAUUUGGUGCCUUUUUUAGUAAUAAAUUUUUUUUGAAACCCA
Molecule: messenger RNA, 14041 nt
Organism: Siniperca chuatsi (mandarin fish)
Lineage: Eukaryota; Metazoa; Chordata; Actinopteri; Centrarchiformes; Sinipercidae
Gene: fras1
Product: Fraser extracellular matrix complex subunit 1
Exons: 73
Coding region: 497-12547 (4016 amino acids)
Biological process (GO): cell communication
Cellular component (GO): membrane
Molecular function (GO): protein binding
Source: RefSeq, a predicted model, not a curated record